AUGGCUUUAUUCCUUUAGCAGCGUUAAGCCCGUAAAUAAGAAGUAAUCGAUUCCUACUAUGAAGCUCUCAUUGAGACUGAGAAGUACCGUGAGAAGGAAAAAUAGGCAGCAAUAGACAUUUAAAAGAACUGGAGAAUGUUGAAAGUUAAGUGGCAUUAUCAAACUAUUUUAAAAAGUUGCCGACUCAUUCAGCGAGUAUUUCAAGGCUACUCUAAAGGUAGAAAGGUAUUCUUUAGAAAGCAAGAGUCUGAUAAGAGAUAAAAGCAACUCGCAUUCUUUCAUGAAAUGGCUAAAAUCGUGCAGAAAUAUUAUCGAGGAUACUAUAGCAGAAAGUAUGAGCAUGACUUCUACGCUCGUAAAAAUUACCUCAAUCAUGUGCAAGAAAAGAAUGAAGAAGUAAGAAAGAAGCUCGAGGACUAUUAGAAGACGCUUUCUCUUGAAGAGCAAAAGCGUCAAGAAGCUACUGCUAGAACUGAAUUUGCCGAAUUAGCAGGAAACCUCCAUCACUUGUGCUCUACCAAAGCGAUACCAGGUGUAUAUAACGCCCCAUACGCAAUGGUAAAACCAUAGGCCUUCAAUGUUGAAAUCGAGACGCAUCUAAGGAGCACAUUCAAAGCCAACUAUCAAUGGAAACCCCCUAACAAGGAAAAGAUAGAGUUCUUCAGAACACUCUCUCAGGAGCAGCAAAAAAUUAUGCAACAGCAAAAAAUUACGACUAGAUGA
This is a messenger RNA of Stylonychia lemnae, 723 nucleotides long. Lineage: Eukaryota; Ciliophora; Spirotrichea; Sporadotrichida; Oxytrichidae. The record is from the annotation of a GenBank genome assembly.